Drosophila subpulchrella is the source of this 1505-nucleotide messenger RNA. Its product is annotated as PI-PLC X domain-containing protein 2. Gene Ontology annotation, biological process: lipid metabolic process. The transcript has 2 exons. The coding region runs from base 99 to 1055 and encodes 318 amino acids. Gene Ontology annotation, molecular function: phosphoric diester hydrolase activity. The record is from RefSeq and is a predicted model, not a curated record. NCBI's taxonomy places the organism in Eukaryota, Metazoa, Arthropoda, Insecta, Diptera, Drosophilidae.
UAUAAACCCCCCCAUUUGGUAGCCUCCGGAUUAUUUAUGGACCGUAGUAUCAAAUCAACUUUAACGGUAUUCGGCUUUAUUAUCAGAAAAGGAGCACCAUGUCCAAGGAGCACUGGAUGCGGGAUCUGCCAAGUGAAUUGCGCGACCUGUCCAUCAUCAAUCUAGCCAUUCCAGGUUCCCACAAUUCAAUGACAUAUGGCAUAGAUAGCAAGUCCAAACUAUCGCCUGACGCGGAAAAGGCCAUAAGGCGAUGGCAUCGCUUCUUUCCCUGCUUCGUGCGCCGUUGGAGCAAAACCCAGAACACCGGGACAUUGGAACAACUGCAGUUGGGUGUGCGCUACUUUGACCUGAGGAUAGCCCAGAGGGAUGAUAAGUUCUACUACUGUCAUGGCCUCUUUGCAAUGGAGAUUUUCGAGCCACUAUUGGAGAUUCGACAGUUUGUGGACUCCCAUCCUGAGGAGUUGGUCAUUCUAGACCUGCAGCACUUUUACGCCCUGACAGUGGCUCAUCACCAGCAGCUGCACAAGGAUCUAAUCCAGUUCUUUGGCCAUCGUCUGUACUCCACCGUCGAUGGUUCCCUCAAGGAUUGUACUCUGAAUCGAUGUGCGGAAAUGCAACGCAGCCUGGUGAUCAUCUAUAGACGGUGUCCCAUUCCCUUGCCAUUAAGAUUCUGGCCCAGCUAUACUUGGCCCACACCAUGGCCUAAUAAAGCGAGUGUCAAGAAGCUGCAAUCCUUUCUGGAAGACUCUCUACUGUCGCGACAACCCCAGCAAGGGUACGUCUCCCAGUGCCUCAUCACGCCCACAGGCCGCUAUAUUGCUUUCCGGCUCUUCUUCACCCUGAAAAGUACAGCCAAGCGGGUGGACAAGAAGCUGCAGCCAUGGAUUCAGGAGCAGAUUCCGGGCCCCUUCGAACCAAAAGAUGAUCCUACAGUGAAUGUCUUCCUUGCCGAUUUCGUCAACCUGAAAGACGGGCAGUUCUGCAAUUGGGUAGUGGAGCUAAACACGAAGAUACAGGAGGGAAUGGCCAAGAAUCAGGAACAGCAUUCCUCUUGAAAGAUGUUCUGCUACCUUGUGCCAGAUAUGUAUUGGAAAAGAGUUGAUGUAGGGUUGGGUACACAAUAUUAUGAGCUUAUGACACUUUUUAUAUUUUUAUAAACCAAUAUUUGGGUUCUAUUACAAAGCAAAGUUUUUAUGUAUAUUUAGAUCGAGAAAUGUUUCAUUUGGUAAACUCGUGAUAAGCUUUUGUAGAGGCAAAUGGUAUAAACCCAGUGAUAUUCAAGUUAGUAAUUCUAUGCGCAAACAAUUUUUUAAAUGAGCCACUGAUAGAUCCAUAUGAAUAAGAUGUUAAUUUAUUUUUUAAGGCUCGACCUUGUCAUUGCUAAAACAGUCGCUCAAAAUUUCGUUUUAAAAAUCGUUAAUGUAAAUAAUAUCACAAGUCAGCUUUUCUCGUUGGUGCUAUCAAUAUUUUAUUUUUAAAAACCAAUAUACAAAAUAUAUAUAUAU